Messenger RNA from Plodia interpunctella (Indianmeal moth), 6665 nucleotides. RefSeq names its product polyhomeotic-proximal chromatin protein-like (gene PH). The transcript is spliced from 30 exons. Gene Ontology annotation, biological process: negative regulation of DNA-templated transcription. The coding region runs from base 718 to 4692 and encodes 1324 amino acids. Gene Ontology annotation, cellular component: PRC1 complex; nucleus. The record is from RefSeq and is a predicted model, not a curated record. NCBI's taxonomy places the organism in Eukaryota, Metazoa, Arthropoda, Insecta, Lepidoptera, Pyralidae. Gene Ontology annotation, molecular function: chromatin binding; histone binding.
AAUAAAUUAUUGGUGAGAUUACAACAAUUGUUAUAUUAGCUUAGGUACCUAUUUAAGACAGACAUUUAUGUGGAGUUUAAACAUAAAACAAAAUGACAAAUACAAUAGUUUCACUUUUAUCUAUCUUCAUCAGUAUGGUUACAAAACUGUGGUCAGAGUGUCGGAAAGGGUGCGCAAAAAUAUGCUCACCAAUUGACCUUUACCUUUAACCUUGGAGGUAAAAGGUCAUUGCCCUGAGGUCGCUGAUCUAAAAUUCAUUGACCUAAGAGGUCAUUUAACUUUUUUUGGACUUAAAAUUUUGAUUACCAGCAUCACUUUUAGUCAUAUGUAACUUUUUUCGCGCGGCCCCUAUUUACUAACAAAAACAAAUACCUAUCAUAACAGAUACCUUCUAUCUCAUUAAUAUACAGCUCUUAUUUAUUUCCAGUUUCUCUGAAUAUUUCAUUUCAAUAUGAUUUGUUACUUUGCCAUUAACAUAUUGCAAAGAAGAUGUUAUGGUAAUGACAGUGAAGAUCAACUAAUAUUAGGUCUGAAAUUCUAGAAAAUAUACAGAAGAAGAAAGAGCAAGAGAAAGAGCCACAGAGCCCUGGUUUUCAACAGCAACUAUCAAAAUCAAAUGAAAAGCCUUUGCAUGCCCCUGAAAAUGUCAAUUCUCCAGUGAACCAACAUGUUCCAUCACAGCAACUCUUGUCUCCAAGUCAUGGUUCUACCCAGCCUAUGCAAGCAAAGGAUGAUAAUAACAAGACAAUAAAGGUUGCUAACUCAACAACUAUAACUUUGAUUGAUAACGGAAAUCUCAAUGGUGAGAAGGAUAAAGACAAUAACUUUCCCAAAAAUUACUUUACUUUAGAAUCUAAAAAUGAUAAAAAAGAUGAAAGUAACAAGAAUAGUAUUACUAUAACUAGGACUUUACCAAAACAAUCUCCCGGCAGUGGACAGCCUGAUAAGACUAAAGUAGCUCCAAAGCCUGCUAAAAGGCCCUUACAGUGUUUAGAAACUCUUGCUGAAAAAGCAGGAAUAACUUUUGAGGAUAAGUACGAAGCAGCCAACACGUUGCUGGCUUUGGAUAAACAAAAUAAUAGCUUCAGAAGGCCUCCAGAGCUAAAACAGCCUAAGACUGAACCAGAUAAUCAUAAUCAAAGCGAGGAGUAUAGGUACAGGAACCAAAAAGAAGAGGAUGAUAAAUUGCAGAUCCAGCAGCAGAUAAUUCAACAACAACAACAACAACAACAACAGCAACAACUACAACAGUUCCAACUACAACAGCAACAGUUUCAGCAACAACAGUUGCAACAACAAGCUUUGCAGCGACAGCACCAGCAAGUUUUCCACCAGCAAAUCAAAUCUCAUCAGGAUCAGCAGGAACUUUUACAGAAACAGUUACAGCAACUGCAACAGCAACAGCUUCAACAACAACAUCAGCAGCAACAGCAACAACAACAACAACAAAAAACAGAUUUGCAACCAGCGCAGCAGCAGCAGCAGCCCGAUUUACAGCAACAGAAGUUAUUACAGCCCGUGCAUACGCAGCAGUUUAAUGUACCGGGGAUAGGUGAAAUCAAUCUUAGUUUCCUGGCCUCACCACAAAAUAACGUCAACUUGCUCUUUGAGAAGAACCAGAAAGCCGGCAUGAGUGGGGAGAUAAAACCUCAACAGAUAGUGGACAGUCAAACCCAGGUAGUUCAGCAACAAAUGAGCAUGGCACAGCACGAACCUUCACAACAGCACCACCAGACGGUCACUGUGGUGUCUUCCAUGCCCAGCAGCAUGGCGCAGCAUCAGGUGCAACAGCAGCAGCCGGCAGCCGGCAUCCAGCAGCAAGCGGGGGCCGGCAUCUCCACGAUGCCGCCGCUGCAGAGUCUGCCGCCCAACGCUCAGCAUCCGCAACAGAUAAGUGCGGAGUGGGGCCACAGCCGCGUGCAAGUGAUCCAGCAACCCUUACAGAACAGCACGUAUCUGCAGCAGCUGUACAACGCGCAAGGCCCGCUCCUCAUGCCCGGGAAUAUCGCCCUACAUCCUGGCAUAAACUCACAACAGAUACAGGUGAUAGCGGCGGGCAAGCCCUUCCAGAGCAACCAACUGGCUCCGCACAUGUUGACCGCCCAGGGCAAGCAAGUGCUGCAGGGGCAAGCUGUAAAUUUUGCAGGUCUCACUACGUAUCAGGAACAAGCGCCGUUCCCGGGCUACACCACGAUCCCCGCGAUCCCUACGACCCAGAACCAGACAUUCGUGUUCAGUCCCCUGGGCGUCAUCAACUCGCAGCCGAGUAUUCUGCCCGCGCACUCCCAGCCAAUCGUCUCGGGCAUUGGCCAGCAGCAGAAACCCGCUGAAAUGCACAAGGUGAUGAGCGGCGGCAAGGUGGCCGGCGGUAAGGUCAGCGGCGGCGCGAGCGCAGCGCAGACGGUGCCGGUGCAGGCGCAGUGUGUGCAGGUCUCGCAGCCCGUGCUCAGCGCGCAGCAGCCUGCGCAGGCGCAGAUCAUCAGUCCGCUGCAGACUGGCGGUCAGACCAUGCAGUUCGCGCCAUGGCAGAUAUCUGGAGCCCUGCCGCAGGUGUGGACGGGGGGGCUGCAGGCCGGGACUCUGCCCGCGGGGGGGCUCAUCGCCAACAACCCCAUCUUCAUCCGCGGCACACAGCCCGACGCACAACCCUCCAUGUUCAUACAGCACUCACCGCAGAAUAACGUCCAACAUACCAAUGCCAGUGUUGCAUGCGCAACGGGCACGGUGGCGAAGCCCCGAGCUUCCUCGGACGGAAUGGCGAAGGGCCCGCGGCCGUUAUCCAACAUCCUGCCUUCCGGCAUCAGGCCAGCCUCGUCCGUCUCCACGCAGACCAGCGCCAACCAAGCUCAGAACCAAGCCAAACACCGCGGCAAGCCGGGCGUGCGAUCGCCGGCGCCGGCGGCGAAGCAAGACGCCGCGAACCAAACAAAUAAGAUGCAGCAUCAGAUGCAACAGCCAAAGCAGCAAUUGCUGGUGAUGAACGCGUCGGGCCAGAUGACUCAGAUAACGAGCUUGCAAGACAAACAGCCGAUCAAGGGCAUCCAACAGCAAGCGAUGCUACAGCAGCAGGCCCUGCAGCAACAACAGCAGCAGCAACAACAACAGCAACAGCAGCAACAGUUACUGCAUCAGCAACAACAACAAACUCAACAAAUGGUUCAACACUACCAACAAGGUAUGGCCCUGGGUAUGCAACAAGGUGCGCCACCUGUCGGCUCAGUGGGGCAAACUCUACCCAUGGCGGGUAUGCCCCAGACCAUCUCCAUGGUGCAACAAAUACAUCCGCUCGGAGGCAUGGCCCAGCCUGGAACGUUGGUGGGUCAGCUCAACACGACCCAACCACCGAACGCUUCGCUCACACAAGUGCAGACGUUGCAACAGCCACAAACAUUGGUGGGCAGCAGCCUGGUGCAGACCUCGGUCGGUGUGGCUGUGCAGCAGCAACCUGGUCUGAACCACUCCACGUCGAUGCAGACGCCCGGUCUACUCGACGGGACUCCGCUGCUGUCCGCGCCCCUCGUGCAAGUGUCCCCGGCCUUACUGCAUCAUGAGGUACCAGCUAAUAGCGUGAACUCCCUGCAAGUGGCGUCGCAGGCGGUGGGGCUGGUGGCGGCUCCUGUCCAGGGCUCCGUGGUGCCUUUGCAGCCCACCGCCCUUAUGCACGUCAAGAGCGAGGAGGACAAGGGAUCGCAGAUGCAGCCGCCAGUGGUCCAGCAGAUAGCGCCGCAACCGGCCGCGAGCGCCGAGCCUGGCAUCGAACCCGCUACCUCCGCGGCGAUGUUCAGCACCGCCACCACAACGGUCGCUAGCGCCGCCACUGUCACCACCGCCGACGCCGCCAUAUCGACGACUGCCGCUGCUAUUGGUCCAUCGGCGGCCGUGGAGACGAGUAAAGCGAGCCAGGUGAAGGUGGAGCCGGCGCCCGGUCCGGAGCCGGCUGCGGUGGCACCGCCGACCCCCGCCACCGCGAUCGUGCCCAGCAGUGCGCAGCAUACCACGCCCGUAGCGCCACAGGUGGUGACGACAGUGGCGUCGUCGACAUCGUCCGCCGCCACGAUGACGGCGGCCGUCACGGCGCCCGUCUCCUCCGGCGGCCCGCUGUUCAAGAGUUCCCAGUGCGCCCCCAGACACAUCAGUCAGGCUAAUACCGACAAAGGGCUUCCGAAGGCGAUGGUGAAGCCCAAUAUCCUGACGCACGUAAUCGAGGGCUACGUGAUUCAAGAGGCGGGAGAACCGUUUGCUGUAAACCGUCCGCUGCGCGAGUGGGGCAUGGACAAGGAACAAGACAAGGAAAACAAGCUGCCCUCUGCCGACGAGCCGCCGCGCAAGAAGCAAAUGUUGGACACGGGCGGGAGUCUGCCGCGGAUCAGCUCGACCAUGGACACGAGCGACACCAGCCCACCCAAGGAGGUGGCGGCAGACGCCUCGGACCACGCCUUGGAAGACCAGCCCAAGUUGCCCAAUGCCCACAAGUGGACGGUGGCCGAGGUGUGCGAAUUCAUCCGCAACAUCCCCGGGUGCGCGGGCUACGCGGACGAGUUCCUCAUGCAGGAGGUGGACGGCGAGGCGCUGCUGCUCAUCAAGCCGGAGCACCUCGUGAUGGCGCUGUCCAUGAAGCUGGGCCCGGCGCUCAAGAUCGUCGCCUGCAUCGACUCGCUGCGGCCGGAGUCCGACCAGCCCGACCACGACUGAGAUCUAUUAUUCUACUACCUACGUAACCUGUGGUUGCACGAACGGAAUGAAUAAGCAGACAGUGUUCAAUAAAUCGUCAGUAAGUGUGACAAUUAAUUUAUUAUAUUACGUGUAUAGCUAUUGUAUUAUAGUAGUAUUAGAUUAGGUUUGUAGUAGUUAUGGUACAUUACGGUGAUAUAUCACAGACGAAUCUUUGUAUUACAUUGUAAUGUUUUAUAAAUUUAAGAUAAGUGUAUCACUUUUGUAUUUACAUUACAUUAAAUAUUACUGAAAUAUUACUCUAAAUUGCUAUUAUAUGGCUAAUAUUUAUUAAUAUAUAUAAGCUGUGUCUAGUUAUAAAAUUAAUUGUUAUGAUGUUUGUAAUUUACGGUUCACAAAUAAAAUACUUGUUCAUGAUAAUUUUUAUGUAAUAAUAAUUUUAACCGGACUAACAUAUUUUUGAUUAACUUUUAAGUCGGAUCGAUUGUCGAUCGUAGCGUCUAAUGCAUACUAGGCAAUUUCCGAGCGACAAUUUAUAAUCGCGCGAUUUGUGUCAUAAUGAUCUAGCAGACGCUUCGUUUGAUAAUCAACAUUAGAUAUAUUUUAAAAUUCGUCUAUGUCACGGUGAGCUUACGUAGCAACGCGUUUCAACUGUAACGAACUCUGUUUUUUUUUAGUUAUUUAUCACAGUCCCACUAAUUUUGAAAUUAUAUGUGCUAAUUGAAUUUACGACCGAGAAAAAUCUGCGAGAGCAGCUUUUAGCUUAUUUUAAAUCACGUAUUUUUUAAAUACUAAUGCAUAAAUAUAUUAAUGCAGUAGUUUGAAAGCCUCUCAUGCUAAUGUGGUAAUAAGUACGAAAAUAUAAUAUCAUCAUUCGAAGUUGUAUGUUCAGAAACUCACACGAAACGCGCCGCUGCGUGCGCUCGCCUGCCCAGUGCACUUAGGACAAAUGUCGAAAGUUCCGCCUACCUAGUUUUAAGUAUAUAGUUUAAAUUUAACACUUAGUUUUUAGCAUGGGUAAAUACAAACGGAACAGAUUUUUAAGUAUAUUCUUGACUCUAAUAAAUGUAUUUUAAAAUGGUGAUCAUGCUCACUAAUUCAACGGUUUAACUUAUCAUGUACCAAAGGAUUUGUUAGUUUCCUAUAAACAGCAGUCCAAUUGUCCAACGCGACAAUAGCUUCUUCCGUGUCUGGUUGACGAGAUUUAUUAAAUGCACUAACGUUUUAUUAAUUUAGGUGUUUAACUUUGCUCGUUUAUAUUAUUUUCUAUGAUUUAGGUUCAAUGCUAUCAAAUACUCAUUUUAGCAAAGUAUUUUCAAUUUCACCAUAUAUAAGUACCUAAAUAGAUUCUAAAUGGUCAUCCUAAUUUUAUAUUUCCAAAUGGUGGUUGGCAAAGUACCAAAAUAUUAUGAGAGCUCUCUUCAACAUUCAACUAUAAAGUGUAAGACAUCUUUAAUGUAUUAAUUAUUUACAUUGUAUCAUAGUAAUCACUAAGUGUAAAAUUAAAUUUAUUGUAUUGUAGGAACGAGAUUUUCCUGAGUAAUGAAUUACUAAAAACGACAAGUCUGUAGAGACACUUUUGUGACUUUCAGGUCUUACCUCCAUCGAACUAGACACCGAGAGUCUUGAUUACUCGCCCAUCACCCCGAUCCAUUCAGUUUGUUUAUUUUUACUGUUACAUUUCUGUAUUUUAACCGAAUGUUGUAAAUAUAAUAACUUAAUGCCGCGGUUUCGCCGCGAUAAUUUCUCUUCUAAACAAAGAAGAAAAACUAGUAACAUUUUAUUGGAUUCAUAUCGUCUCCCAUCUUUAAUUUAAUUAAAUUUUUUUCUAUGUAUGUAUAUGUGCAUUUCUCGCUGUAUGUCUCGUCCCUUUACCCGCUUUCCAGAAAUUCAAAUGAUGUGUAGUCAACAGCACAUCAAAUUACCAUGCAUUUACCUUUAUCGCGCGGCAAGAUUGCAUUGCAUUUGGGUAGGUUGAUGUGCUGUUGACUGUA